Messenger RNA from Gordionus sp. m RMFG-2023, 1798 nucleotides. RefSeq names its product serine palmitoyltransferase 2-like. Gene Ontology annotation, biological process: sphingosine biosynthetic process; ceramide biosynthetic process. The transcript is spliced from 11 exons. Gene Ontology annotation, molecular function: pyridoxal phosphate binding; serine C-palmitoyltransferase activity. NCBI's taxonomy places the organism in Eukaryota, Metazoa, Nematomorpha, Gordioida, Chordodea, Parachordodidae. Gene Ontology annotation, cellular component: serine palmitoyltransferase complex. The record is from RefSeq and is a predicted model, not a curated record. The coding region runs from base 71 to 1654 and encodes 527 amino acids.
UGGUUGGCUUAAUUGGGUAACUAAUUGGUUUUAUAUAAUCUUAUAUGGUGAGAUUUAAAAGUAUACUUUCAUGUCUAUUAAUGUGAUAAAAAUUCAAAAGUAUUAUUCAUUCAAAUCUACUACCAAAAAAAAAACUAAAGAAUUGUUAACAAACAAAGAGAAAAGGAAAGGAAAUGAGGAUGAUAUUCCCUUAUUAUUAGCCAUAUUAUCAUAUUUUUGUUAUGCAGUCUUGAUUAUUUUUGGCUACAUAAGGGAUGCUUUGAGAAAAUAUGGCUUUGAAAAACAAUUAAUGUAUGACAAAGAUACAAAAGAUUUUGUGCCUUUGUACUCAAAUUUCGAAGGUUUUUUUACCAGAAACGUCUAUCUUCGUUGCAGGGAUGCCGUAUCUCAACCCAUAUGCAGUACUCCCGGUGUUAGAAUUAAAUAUUUAGAGCGAGUCAGCCAUGACGAAAACUAUACAUUCCAAUACACGGGGAAGAUCUUAGAGGCAAUAAAUUUCGGCUCUUACAAUUAUCUGGGCUUUGCCGAGAAUUCUGGCAUAUGUGUUGAUCGGGUAGAGGAAGUCAUAUCAAUGCACGGUAUGGGCAUCUGCGGUUCCAGAAAAGAAAUCGGUAUAUCAGUCAUACAAGAAAAAUUAGAGAGAUUGACGGCCAAAUUUUUGGGCGUCGAAGAUGCGAUAGCAUUUCCUAUGGGUUUCGCCACUAAUUCCACCAACAUUCCAUGCAUCGUGGGCAAGGGUUGCCUUAUUUUAAGCGAUAAAUUGAAUCACGCAUCCAUCGCUUUAGGUUGUCGAUUAUCGGGGGCCGUUAUAAAGACUUUUGAACACAAUGAUAUGAAGGAUUUGGAAUCAAAGUUGGGCGAAUACAUAGUUAUGGGGCAACCUAGAAGCCAUAGGCCUUGGAAAAAAAUCGUGAUUAUGGUUGAAGGUGUUUACAGCAUGGAAGGAACCAUAGUUAAUCUACCCGAGGUGAUGAGACUUAAACGAAAAUACAAAGCGUAUCUCUAUUUAGAUGAGGCCCAUAGUAUAGGCGCCUUGGGGCCGAACGGAAGAGGAGUCGCUGAUUAUUACAACAUUGAUCCCAAAGAGAUCGAUAUUAUGAUGGGAACUUUUUCAAAAAGUUUUACCUCCGCUGGGGGUUAUAUAGCAGGAUCAAAAAGUUUAAUAAAUCAUAUAAAAGAACAUUCUCAUUGUGCAUCAUACGGUGUUGGUAUGUCAGCGCCCAUUGCUCAACAAAUAAUAAGUAGCAUGGAAGUCAUUAUGGGGUCGGAUGGUACAAAAGAUGGAGUCGUAAGAAUCAUGAAUUUGAAAAAUAAUUCUAAAUAUCUGAGGAGCAAUUUGAUUAGCAUGGGAUUUCAUGUUAUAGGCGAUGAUGAUUCGCCCGUAGUUCCAGUUUAUCUUUAUUUUGCCACAAAACUUUCAUCAUUUUAUAAAGAAAUGUUGAAGAGAGGAAUAGCAUGUGUCAUUGUUGGUUUUCCCGCAACUUAUAUUAUAGGUGCUAGAGUUAGAUUUUGUUUAUCAGCUGGACAUACGAAAGAGAUGUUAGACAAAUGCUUGAAAGAAAUUGACGAAGUUGGGGACUUAUUAUCAAUAAAAUAUAAAUUACAGAGAUCCUUUAUGCCUAUCAACCUUUGGAACAAAAAAAAAUAUAUGUGAUUAAAUUAUUUAUACAAAUUUUUGUUUAUAUAAGUAUUAUACUGAAAACAAGCCAAUUAGAUUUUUUUUUACUACAUUUGGAGAAAAAUUGCUAAAAUGUACGAAAAAAAAAUAUCCACUCAUUUUGUAAACGUAAAAGUUGCU